CCGCGUUCAAAAUGGCACUCUCUGUCGAAACCCAAGCCAGCCAAACCAGGCCCAAGAGCGAAUCCUACAACCACAGCAACCACUACAACGAGCAGACCAACAACCAAUCGAUCAGCAGCAGCAACAUCAACAACAACAUCAACACCAACAACAUCAACAACAUCGUUUCUUCAAACAACAACGGCAAUAACACUUCAGCCCAGAAUCAAAAGGACUGCAGAAAAUCCCAAGGAUAUAAUAUUGAUGAUCCGGGAGCCGGCACAAGUUCGGGCAACAACAUACGAGACGGUGGCAUCCGAUUUAGCACAGCAGAAAGAGAAAAAGCAAAUAAACGCGAAGGCCUCUGGCGAGAUAAAUUACUCAAACAAUUGCACUUGCUCUCAGAGGAGAAUAACGCAAACGGCGCCUAUGACGGAUUCGCCUAUGUCGGAAGAUUCGACGACGACGGCAACGCCAAUAGUAACAACUACAACAAUACCAAUCGUUAUAAAUACGCAUCCACAUCCAAGGAUCAUACUGAUCAAGGUGCCCACCAGCAGCAGCAGCAGCAGCAGCAGCAGCAGCAACAACAAGAGCAACAGGGCAGAGCAGACAGCGCCUCGAACUCGUCUUAUAAGAAUACCCUUUUUACCAGGGCCGGUAUCAACACCGUCGCCAGUGAAGCGUACUACGCCUCAGACGAGCUCUUCAGUAAACUCUACAAUUCCGGCGACUGCAUACCGUUUAGGUACGGCCUCUUCAACGCCUGGGAUGACAAUAUACCCCAAACAGCAAAGCUCAACGAUGAGCCACCCAGUCGCGAUAGACCAAACAUUCGGUCCACCGACGGCUACAGAGAUGGUGACGGAGACGGAGACGGUCCAGGUGUCAAGUAUGCCACAGACAUUGGCGUCAAUGGCUGGUAUACAGCUAACAGGUGCCGACGAGCAGUCGUCCCACCAGGAUGUGAGUGGAGCAAUGCCUACUGCUACAGUUGAAGAGAUAGAUGUUCCGGUGUUCAUUGAUGAAUACCUGCAAGAUAUAGAAGCAACUUCGUCAACUAGCAGCAGCAGCGGAAGCGAUAAAGGAAAGGAGAUAUUUACGGAGACGGACAUACUUGAUUUUGACUUUGAUAUAAACCUGAUUACCGAGGAUCACAUUGAGCAGAAGAAAAUGGAUCAGUGCAAUCUGGAUAUGGAAAGCAGCGACAACAUCAACAACGAUUACUUAACUACACCAAUAGAAGACCUGGCAGAAUUGUCCUCGCUCGGUGAGGACGAGAUCUGCGAUAUGGGUGCUAUGCGCGGCAUCGACUUUCAUCAACAACCAUCAUCACUCGACUUGGAUAUCGACAACAUAAUGAUAAAUUCACAAAAUCCCAUGCUGUGCAGCAGCCAAUCGCAGAGUUCAAUCAUCCCAUCAUACAGUCAAACCAAAUACUUCACCGAACAGCCACUUCUGGCCGACGAAAACAGCAAUGAGGAUGGCGGCGUCUAUCUCUGCAGUCAAGAGUCCUUGGGCUAUAGUCACUUGGGCGUCGAUUUCGGAUCUAAUAUAGAGCCCGAGCAGAACGAAAACAUUGCUGACAUCUUACAAAAUAUCUUGAGCAGUGUCGGUGGAAGUACAGCAUUUAAGCGAUCGGUAACAUUGGAGCCGGAGACACAACCACAAAAACGCAGCAAAUUAAUACUCAACCUCACAACAACAUCACCCCUCCUUGAAAGUUCAGACGUGAUUGGAACUCCCCAGAUAAUCAACGAUGUUCUAUCCUUUGAGACGAAUGUCGAAUCCGACGACAGACCCAUUACACCAAACGCAUCAACACAUGACAAAAUCAUCGAGGAUCUACGCAGCGUCGAGGAAGAAACUACCAACGAUUUCUCAGCGCCGAAUACACCCUAUUCGGCGUCCUCCUCGUGUACAGCUGCACCCACAUGCCAGACCGGUUUUGCCGGAUUCCUGACUGCCCCCGCCUCGCCUGCCGUUUCCAUUGCAAGUACCUCACAGUUCACAACAACAGAUACCAGCAUCACCGGUAACAAGCGGAAACGCGGACGUCCAGCCAAGGAGCAUGCCGAUGGGCCUGAUCCUGACCUAAUGUCCCGCAUGACCGACGAUGAGGUUAAGGCGUACAAGGAUCGCAUUAAGAACAACGAGGCUAGCCGCAUUUCCCGUCGUAAGACGAGAACCCGUGAGAUGCUCGAGAAGCAGGAAGAGGACACUCUGGUCUCGGAGAACAAUCGGCUACAGGCAAAAUUAAGACGCUCCGAAGAGAAAACAUUGCAGUUCAAAGACUAUCUGAUGAAUCGUCAUCACCACAACAGUACCUUUGUCAAGCAGGAGCGGGAUUAAGCCGAAUACGUUAAAUUCCACAACAACAAAAGAUUCUCGUAGCCAUAGACCAGCCAUUAAAUUCGUUAAUUAUCAUUAAUUUACAUCUAUUGUCGCACAUUGUGAUUAGCUAUAAGUGCAGAAUUCAUAUGUCAUCCAUUGUUAGGUUUAGGAAAUCGUUGUUGAGUCGCAAAGCAAUCCAC
Messenger RNA from Drosophila willistoni, 2513 nucleotides. It is a transcript of the gene Xrp1, whose product is annotated as cell wall protein RBR3. Lineage: Eukaryota; Metazoa; Arthropoda; Insecta; Diptera; Drosophilidae. The coding region runs from base 244 to 2331 and encodes 695 amino acids. Gene Ontology annotation, biological process: regulation of DNA-templated transcription. The record is from RefSeq and is a predicted model, not a curated record. The transcript has 3 exons. Gene Ontology annotation, molecular function: DNA-binding transcription factor activity.